AUUUUCUAGAUACUUAAGUCGAUAUCGUGUACUUCACCGAAUUUGCAAACGGCAAAAUGGCUGGUGCCAUUGUACGUUGUUUUCAAGUCCCGAGAAGACAAUUGGGUUUUCUUGGAUCGUCGUUGAGCAGUCAGCAACAAAGAACAUUUGCCGAUGCCGCGCCAGAAGGAAAAAAAAGAGGUGGUCCUCUGGCUGAUCAAGAUCGCAUCUUUACAAAUUUAUAUGGCAGACAUGAUUGGAGGUUAAAAGGUGCUCUGAAAAGAGGAGAUUGGUAUAAAACUAAGGAAAUCAUAGAAAAAGGUGCAGACUGGAUUAUCAAUGAAAUCAAAGUAUCCGGUUUGAGAGGACGUGGAGGUGCAGGAUUUCCAUCUGGCAUGAAAUGGUCUUUUAUGAACAAACCCUCUGAUGGAAGACCAAAAUAUCUGGUAGUUAAUGGUGAUGAGGGUGAACCUGGCACUUGUAAAGAUCGUGAAAUCCUUCGUCAUGAUCCACAUAAACUUGUGGAAGGUUGCUUAAUUGCUGGUCGUGCAAUGGGAGCAUGUGCUGCAUAUAUUUAUAUUCGUGGUGAAUUCUAUAAUGAAGCAUCAAAUAUGCAAGUUGCCAUUGCAGAAGCUUAUCAAGCUGGUUUAAUUGGAAAAAAUGCCUGUGAUUCUGGUUAUGAUUUUGACAUCUUUGUACAGAGAGGAGCAGGUGCAUACAUUUGUGGAGAAGAAACUGCUCUGAUUGAAUCUAUUGAAGGAAAACAAGGAAAACCUAGAUUAAAGCCUCCUUUUCCAGCUGAUGUUGGAUUAUUUGGAUGCCCCACCACUGUUACCAAUGUUGAAACUGUUGCAGUAGCUCCUACUAUUUGCAGACGAGGCGGAGCGUGGUUUGCGUCAUUUGGUCGUCCACGUAAUCAUGGUACAAAAUUAUUUAAUAUCUCGGGGCACGUGAACAAUCCCUGCACCGUGGAAGAAGAAAUGUCCAUUCCUUUAAAAGAACUCAUUGAAAGACAUGCUGGUGGAGUAAUUGGUGGAUGGGAUAAUUUAUUAGGUGUAAUUCCCGGUGGAUCUUCCACUCCCGUUAUUCCGAAAAGUGUAUGCGAUACAGUGUUGUUGGAUUUCGACGAUCUUGUCAGAGUACAAACCUCUUUUGGUACUGCAGCUGUAAUUGUAAUGAACAAACAGACCGAUAUUAUUAAAGCUAUCGCGCGUUUGAUCAGUUUUUAUAAGCACGAAUCGUGUGGUCAAUGUACUCCGUGUCGCGAAGGAAUAAGUUGGAUGUAUAAAAUAAUGAAAAGAUUUGUUCAGGGACAAGCAGAAAUACAUGAAAUAGAUAUGCUUUGGGAGUUGACCAAACAGAUUGAAAUGCACACUAUCUGUGCUUUGGCGGAUGGUGCGGCGUGGCCAGUUCAAGGAUUAAUCAGGCAUUUUAGACCGGAAAUAGAAGCACGUAUUACACAACACAAACAAGCUAUAUCAAAUUAAAGGUAUAGAGAUUAGAAGCCAUUGAACGUUCCAAUAAUUGUCAAACAAAUGACUGAACAAAGUGUAGAUAUAUUUAUACUUGUAAGAUAUAUUUAUUUACAGUGUAUGUAAGAUGAAUCAAGGUGCAGU
This is a messenger RNA of Apis laboriosa (Himalayan honeybee), 1595 nucleotides long. RefSeq names its product NADH dehydrogenase [ubiquinone] flavoprotein 1, mitochondrial (gene ND-51). The coding region runs from base 57 to 1466 and encodes 469 amino acids. Gene Ontology annotation, molecular function: FMN binding; NADH dehydrogenase (ubiquinone) activity; 4 iron, 4 sulfur cluster binding. Lineage: Eukaryota; Metazoa; Arthropoda; Insecta; Hymenoptera; Apidae. The record is from RefSeq and is a predicted model, not a curated record. The transcript is spliced from 6 exons. Gene Ontology annotation, biological process: mitochondrial electron transport, NADH to ubiquinone.